This is a messenger RNA of Daphnia pulicaria, 2890 nucleotides long. RefSeq names its product protein FAM91A1-like. The record is from RefSeq and is a predicted model, not a curated record. Bases 135 to 2612 code for a protein of 825 amino acids. Lineage: Eukaryota; Metazoa; Arthropoda; Branchiopoda; Diplostraca; Daphniidae. The transcript has 12 exons.
UCCAAAUUCAGUUCGAUUGGAAAAAAUAGUCUGCUAGAUAUUUCUUGUGUUUAACAUUCAUUCCUUCCUCUUCAACAAUUUCUGUGGUUUCGCAUUAAACUUUUAAGUUACUGAGGUGUUUUCUAAUCAAUGCCAUGAAUCAGGAAGUAGAAUCUCACAUUCAAAAGAAUUGUCCCUGGACAAAGCUUCCUCAAAAUGUGAAACAAUUAUUAGGUGGAUCAUAUAAAGAGUAUGAUAAAUGUGUGGUUGCACAUAGCAUUAAAAAUCAGCUUCGUUAUAAAGGCAACUUAGUGCGCCAUGUAAGAAAGGAUGAAGAGAGAUAUUAUGAGGAACUACUUGAAUACAGUAGGGUGCAUCUUGUUUUGUACCCAUACCAUUUAUCUGAUGUUAUGGUAAGAGGGCUGAGAGUCACUCCAUUUCAGUACUAUGUUUCUAUGGUUGAAGCUAUUAUGUUACAAGAAAGAAGCUAUGAUGCACUUCCAAAUUUUACAGCAGCAGACUGUCUAAGGCUUCUUGGAAUAGGAAGAAACCAAUAUAUUGAUUUGAUGAACCAAAGUCGUUCUGGGAGGAAGUUAUUCAGAAAAAGGAAUGCUAGAGAAUUUCUCCCAACAAAACCUGUACAAAAAAUGAUGAUAGAGCCUUGGUGGUUGGUUCACACAGGUUCCAUAACUGAGGAUGAUAUAAAGAUUGCAACUGAAGGCGACAAGUGCUUAAUAGAUUGUAUAAUUGACAAUGGUCCACGCAAAGCAGGAACUUUGAAUUACAAUGAUUUGCACAACCUUUAUGGCAAGGGUUUGGUGUACCUUGAAGUGCCUAUUGAUGCCAGUGAUCAUAUUUCAGUCCCACCACUGGAGGGUUUUGUUAUGAAUCGUGUACUGGGGGACUAUUUUGAAACUUUGCUGUAUAAAAUAUUUGUCUCCGUGGAUGAAAAGACGAGUGUUGGAGAGUUGGCCAAUGUCCUACAAAUUGGCGUAGAUCAAGUGAAAAAUGCCGUUUCACUUUACUGCCGCUUGGGGUUUGCUCGUAAGAAGAAUGCUGAAUUGGAACCCGGUACACUUCAUCCAUCAUGGAAAAAUGUUCUUAACACAUCUCCCAACCGGACAUCAUCUGUUAGUUCAGUACAAUCUGAUGAAGAUCCUCUCUUGGCCGAGCUCGCUGCCGCUUUAGCUGAACUCGGCACACCUUUACCGGUGGAGAAGGAAGUCCAUCGUCCUGUUGGCCCAGCUGCGGAUGAGAUAGACAAAGAGCUAGGUGCAGAACAGAAAAGAAUCGCUUUUUUGUUUGACUCAACACUGACAGCAUUUCUGAUGAUGGGAAACUUAUCUCCGGGUCUUAAAAGUCAUGCUGUCACCAUGUUUGAAGUCGGCAAGCUGUCCGAUGAAUCCCUAGACAGUUUAUUGAUAGAACUUGAUCGAAUCUGUACUGACGACAGUGAAGGAGAAGCCCAGCGCUACUUUGAGCACGCGCUAACCCUACGCUCGACCGUCCAGUUUUUGAGGAAGCCCCGUCCGGUUUUGGAGAAUGAUACAAGUAGUGGGACUAGUACUUGGAGCGGGGGUCUGGAUCUCAUUCGUGUUGAAAGCUUACAAUCGCUUGACGCCGAGAUCUAUAGCCGAUUGAUGCACAAGAACUAUCAUCUUCUGGUUGCAAUGGCUCCUCUAAGCCUUGAAGUUCGUUCUGGCUCUGUUGACGGCCUCCCGCCAUUUUGGGGUCCACCUUCUCCCGAAUUCACAUCGCCUUGGUUUAAACUCUUUUUGUAUCAACUAACUCAACAAGGACCGCCGACUUUGUUACUAGCCAAAGGCACACGUCUUCGUCGUUUGCCAAACGUUUUUCAUCGAUUUGAUCGAAUACUUUUAACUCCAUGGGGCCACGAUUCUGGACUGGUUCCAGCUUCAAAUGCUUUAGUGGUAUUAAACGAAGCGCUGACCCAUUCGGCUCUCAUGAUACAAGGUUAUGGUGCUCAACGUCAACAGGAAAAAUUGCACAUACCGUUCCCUUUUUUAAACCAAACGGAAGGGAAAUCUACACAAGAGGAUGUUUGGAUGAGUCACCCUACUGUUAAACGGGUUCGCCAAGAGUUGAAUUUGCAGAAUAGUUGUGGUUUUAUAACCAUGAUCAAUCUUGGGUUGGAUAAACCAUCCGAUAUCACCGAUGGAUCCGACCACAGAAGCAGGAGUUCAACGUUUUCGUCCUCACCCAUUAAUGGCAUUAAAGAUUCUUCGUGCGCUGAAAUAUUGCGCGAGGAGUUGGACAGUAUGGUGGACGAAGUUAGUGAACCGUCGAAUCUUCGUGCCAAAGUCCAUUUGGAAAAAUGGAACGAAGCUGACUGGACCAUUUUGAAUGUUGAUUUUGGCAUUCCAUUAUUCGAUUCGCAAUUAAAUAGUGAGGUUUGUGAUCGAAUUACCAGCCAAAAAUUGUGGCAACGAGAAACUCUAGAUUCUCUAAUGAAAGUGCAAAAAGCUCUGUCCGAAAGUUUAAUGGAGUUCAUUCGGCACAACGUAGACAUUUCGGUCGAAGGGAAACUAGUAGCGUCGGAUAUCGUUUUACCCACAAAAAACCUCUUCUUCCAUGAUGGCAAAUUACAUUCAUGGGAAGGGAAUAUCAACUGAUAACUGCAUUCUUAAAAAAAAAAUGUUAUUGUUGUUAACUGAAACAAAACAUACCAACUUAUAUAAUGUGAUCCACACAUUCCCUGCAUAUGCAAAACUUAUUAAGUGUAAUUGCCUUGAGGCUCUGGUGUCAAUUUAUGGUUAUCUUACAGUCUUAUUAAAUAUUACAUUACAGAAGAUUUUUUUUUCGUUAGCCCCAAUUGGAACCGUCAUUGUGAAUCACGAGUCAAGAGAUCUUUAGAAAUUGUUCGUCAAAAUAAACGGUUAUUUCAUGCUAA